UAGAGUUUGUAAAUACAAAAAGAGAAGUCAUUGACAGUGAUAAGAUAACCUCUUAAGUUCCAUUAAUUGUUAUUUUUUUAUUAAUUUAACAUAAUUAUUAACUUGUAUUGAAUAAAAAUAAAAAAUAAUCCAACAAGUUUCAGAAAAUGCUUUCAAUGGAAAGAUUUCCAGAUCAAAUUGGAUACCUCGUAUUAACAGAAGAUGGAGCAGUAUUGACUUCAGGUGGUGAACUUGAAAAUGAUGAAAGAAUGGCAAAUAUCAUUAUGAAUCUAGUUUCUUUAACUGACAAAAUUGAUUCAAAAGCUUUCUCAUCAAAUGAAGGUUUUGAGAACAUUUCAAUUGUUUAUGAUGAUCACUGCUACAUUAUUUGCUUAUCAAACAAAAAAAUUCAUGUGAUCAAAAAGAAGUUGUUGCCUACUUCAAAUUCAGCUACAAAUCAAUCAUUGAUUGAUAUUUAGUAACUAUAAGAAGAAAUCAAAUAAUUGUGAUAUUGACUUAAAUUUUGCUUACAUAAUUAGAAUAAACAAGAUAUUAUAAAUUUGUUUGUUUACGUGGUAAAUAUUUUGUAACUAGUUUUAAGCAUAUUAAAUAAAAGUAAUGUUUUAAUAUU
Messenger RNA from Phymastichus coffea, 610 nucleotides. RefSeq names its product ragulator complex protein LAMTOR4 homolog (gene Lamtor4). Bases 147 to 458 code for a protein of 103 amino acids. Gene Ontology annotation, biological process: positive regulation of TOR signaling; cellular response to amino acid stimulus. Gene Ontology annotation, molecular function: guanyl-nucleotide exchange factor activity. Gene Ontology annotation, cellular component: Ragulator complex; lysosome. The transcript has 2 exons. NCBI's taxonomy places the organism in Eukaryota, Metazoa, Arthropoda, Insecta, Hymenoptera, Eulophidae. The record is from RefSeq and is a predicted model, not a curated record.